GUACUGCGAAGUAGAAGCAGCAGCAAAGAUUUUCCUUUGUGUUUGAGUUCUUGGAGCUAGCGACCAACAGAAAUGGCGACCGCCGGGAAGGUGAUCAAGUGCAGAGCGGCGGUGGCAUGGGAGGCCGGGAAGCCGCUGUCGAUCGAGGAGGUGGAGGUGGCGCCGCCGCAGGCCAUGGAAGUCAGAGUCAAGAUCCUCUACACUGCUCUCUGCCACACUGAUGUCUACUUCUGGGAAGCCAAGGGCCAAACUCCGGUUUUCCCUAGGAUCUUAGGCCAUGAAGCUGGAGGCAUUGUUGAGAGCGUCGGAGAGGGUGUGACCGAGCUGGUGCCGGGUGACCAUGUCCUCCCGGUCUUCACUGGCGAAUGCAAGGAGUGUGCCCACUGCAAGUCAGAGGAGAGCAACCUGUGUGAUCUUCUCAGGAUCAAUGUGGAUCGUGGUGUGAUGAUUGGGGACGGACAGUCCCGCUUCACCAUCGAUGGGAAACCGAUCUUCCAUUUUGUCGGGACCUCCACCUUCAGUGAGUACACCGUGAUCCAUGUAGGGUGUCUCGCGAAGAUCAACCCAGAGGCGCCCCUUGACAAAGUUUGUGUUCUCAGCUGUGGUAUCUCAACUGGACUUGGUGCGACCCUAAAUGUUGCGAAACCGAAGAAGGGUUCGACGGUAGCGAUUUUUGGUCUUGGAGCUGUGGGCCUUGCUGCCAUGGAAGGGGCCAAGAUGGCUGGGGCAUCAAGAAUUAUUGGUGUGGACUUGAACCCUGCAAAAUAUGAACAAGCUAAGAAAUUUGGAUGCACCGAAUUUGUGAACCCAAAUGACCACACCAAGCCCGUGCAAGAGGUGCUCGUGGAGAUGACCAAUGGUGGAGUUGACAGUGCCGUCGAGUGUACUGGCAACAUCAACGCCAUGAUUUCUGCCUUCGAAUGCGUUAGUGAUGGGUGGGGCGUGGCCGUGCUGGUGGGCGUCCCUCACAAGGAUGAUGUGUUCAAGACCCAGCCGAUGAACUUUCUCAGCGAGAAGACACUGAAAGGCACCUUCUUCGGUAACUACAAGCCGCGCACCGAUCUCCCCGAAGUCGUCGAGAUGUACAUGAGGAAGGAGCUGGACUUAGAGAAGUUCAUCACGCACAGUGUGCCGUUCUCGCAGAUCAACAUGGCGUUUGACCUUAUGCUCAAGGGAGAGGGACUGCGCUGCGUCAUGAGGAUGGAGGAGUAGACAUCACCUCUUCUUGGCCAUUUUCCUCGCUGCUUUUGGGAUUUGGUGCUUGACAAACUUAAGUGAUUUCUAAAAAAAAGACUUUCAUUGUUUAAUAAUGUAGUAUGUACUAGUCGUGAGAUAAGCAUGCGAUGUUCAUCUCUGUGAUCGGUGAUCGCAGAGAACGGAACAGCUCCGCUUUUUAUGUUCAAGGUUUGGCCUUAUUUUCAGUGUGGCGUGUGCUGCUUCCAGUCCGUGUGUAAAUUACUACCAUUGUGCACAAUAAUAAUAACUUGCAGUUUUUGUGUUAA
Messenger RNA from Lolium rigidum, 1502 nucleotides. Its product is annotated as alcohol dehydrogenase 3-like. The record is from RefSeq and is a predicted model, not a curated record. Lineage: Eukaryota; Viridiplantae; Streptophyta; Magnoliopsida; Poales; Poaceae. Gene Ontology annotation, cellular component: cytosol. Gene Ontology annotation, biological process: formaldehyde catabolic process. The transcript has 9 exons. The coding region runs from base 73 to 1212 and encodes 379 amino acids. Gene Ontology annotation, molecular function: zinc ion binding; S-(hydroxymethyl)glutathione dehydrogenase [NAD(P)+] activity.